AAUGAAGGGUUUUAAAUGUCAUGUCUCUUUGCAGUACCCACAACCCCGGCUCCCGUGGAUGAUGUAGACAUUUACCUAGAGACCCCAGCAGAUGACAACGAGCAUGCGCGCUUCCAAAAAGCAAAGGAACAGCUGGAGGUCAGACACCGCAACCGCAUGGACAGGGCCAAAAAAGAAUGGGAGGACGCAGAGCGCCAGGCGAAGAACCUGCCAAAAGCUGAGAAGCAGACACUAAUGCAGCACUAUCAGGCCACUGUGAAGGCUUUGGAGAAGGAAGCUGCCCAUGAGAAGCAGCAGCUGGUGGAGACUCAUCUGGAGAGGGUGGAGGCCAUGCUGAAUGACAAACGCCGCGUUGCUCUGGAGAACUAUCUGUCUGCUCUGCAGGCUGACUCCCCUCGUCCUCAUCGCAUUCUUCAAGCACUAAAGCGAUAUGUGCGGGCAGAGAACAAGGACAGACUGCACACCAUUCGGCACUAUCAGCAUGUUCUGACCGUGGACCCUGAGAAAGCUGCCCAGAUGAAAUCCCAGGUUAUGACCCAUCUCCGUGUGAUUGAGGAACGUAUGAACCAGAGCCUGUCUCUCCUCUACAAAGUCCCAUACGUAGCCGAUCAGAUUCAAGAUGAAAUAGAUGAGUUAUUCCAGGAGCAGCGCUGGGACAUGGACCAGUUCACCUCCUCUUUCUCAGAGUCCCAGGGAGAUGUGCGGGUCAGCUCAGAGGAGAGCGACGAGACUUUAGUAAGAGAAGGCAAACCCUUCCGGCCUAUUCAGGUCAAUACAUUCCCAGCAAUCUCAGAAUCUGAAGAAUCAUCACGGGACUCCUACCUUCCAGUGAGAAAAGGCUCUGGCAUGGCCGACAAGCCCCUCAUCGGUGCCGAGGAGAAGAUCCUGAACAGUAAAGCUGAUAAGAAAGUGGUCAUUGAUGAGACCCUGGAUGUGAAGGAAAUGAUUUUCAAUGCAGAAAGAGUCAGUGGACUUGUGGAUGAGCCGGACACAGACGGAUCUCUCCGCAAUGAGUUCAGUUUCAGCAGCGGCACAUUAAUCGGCCUCCUGGUCAUCGCUGUGGCUAUUGCCACCAUCAUUGUAAUCAGUCUUGUCUUGCUGAGAAAGAGGCAGUAUGGCACCAUCAGUCACGGGAUUGUGGAGGUGGAUCCCAUGUUAACCCCUGAGGAACGUCACCUGAACAAGAUGCAGAAUCAUGGCUAUGAGAACCCCACCUACAAAUACCUGGAGCAGAUGCAGAUCUAAGAGCUAGAGGCUGGGAAUGGGUGGGGGGAGGGGUCUACAUAAGCCUGGGUUGGAUAUGUAGUUGGAAAUGGGGCCAAAGAUACUGGGCGGGCAUUGAUUUGGGUUUCACUGCUGACCAAUGUUGAAGAGAGAGUUAGUCCAUUACCCUGGGCUCUCGUGGACUCUGAUCACUUCUGAGAUUUUUAUUUUCCAUUCUUUUAAACGGGUGACAGGAUAGGGUUAAUACAGAGUCUUCACUGAAUAUUUUAUCUUUGUGGUAUUUUUUGUUUUUGAGUCAGAUGCCAUCACUGUGUGAGUCUCCUGCAUACAAUAUACAUAGAUAUAAAUAUAUAUAUAUGGAUGGGACCUGUCAUUUCCAUGGGUCUCAAUAGGAUGCUUAUUGCCUCUUUCAGUUUGCCUAUUUAAGAGACAAAAAUUUCUUUAAAAUGUAAAAAUUAAAUUAAAAAAACUAAUCAAAUCUAGAAAGACUCGAACAAUCAGGACAGGAACAGUGGAUGUCGCUGUAGGUUUUAUUUUUGGAUGGAUGGCACUUUUUGGAAGUGAUGGCAGGAAGGGGUAACCUGUGCUGAUUCGGCAGCGGCGGAAGCACAGCACCCAGGCUGUGCUGAAAAUCCAUGCUGAUUCUUGUAAUACAACCGCUAAUGUAACUCCAACGCUAAUAUUGCCAACCCUUGUUCUAUAGAGGUGAAAAUAGAAGGGAGGUAGGGGGAAUCAGGGCUACCUUAAAAUGGCGAUUCCUCCCCCUCCCCAUCCCAUAAAAUUUUUAAAAAAAAAUCCAGACUGGAGGAUGAUGAGAUCCUGCAGACUUUGUACUACUGAUCUGUAUUCUGAGCCAGUGCGCCACCACCGCCGCGGUGAUACUCUGGUUUUGUUCUUGUCCUCGUUACCAGUAAAGUAGAUUGUUUCAUUCCCGGGAUUCAGUUUGGGAUUGCUCACCACAUUGGAACUGCUGCACUUUAUUAAAUCCACCCCCUUCCUAUGUAUAAACUUUAUUGGUAAUCAGAACAAGAUGGCAGAACAUUUGCAUGUGGUGAAGGCGUGGACUGGUGCCAGAUCCAGCAUUAAGGUUUUGGGUCCAGAGUCGUUAAUUCACUGUGUGUCAGAGCGGGGCGACCGGCAGCUCCUUGCCCUUCGCCCUGUUGUGUGCCGCAGCUUCCCCUCCCACCUUGUGUCUUUUUGGCUUGUAAUCAGCACAUCAUCUCAGAGUCUAAGGUUCUGGUAACCUGUUGUGUCUUUACCCCCCUGCUCUUGUUUUACUGUGUUUUU
Molecule: messenger RNA, 2511 nt
Organism: Bufo bufo (common toad)
Lineage: Eukaryota; Metazoa; Chordata; Amphibia; Anura; Bufonidae
Gene: APLP2
Product: amyloid beta precursor like protein 2
Exons: 11
Coding region: 16-1245 (409 amino acids)
Biological process (GO): axonogenesis; central nervous system development
Cellular component (GO): membrane
Source: RefSeq, a predicted model, not a curated record